This is a messenger RNA of Cyclopterus lumpus (lumpfish), 2159 nucleotides long. RefSeq names its product adenylate kinase 7b (gene ak7b). Bases 1 to 2091 code for a protein of 696 amino acids. The transcript is spliced from 18 exons. Gene Ontology annotation, cellular component: cytoplasm. Gene Ontology annotation, molecular function: ATP binding; AMP kinase activity. NCBI's taxonomy places the organism in Eukaryota, Metazoa, Chordata, Actinopteri, Perciformes, Cyclopteridae. Gene Ontology annotation, biological process: nucleobase-containing compound metabolic process. The record is from RefSeq and is a predicted model, not a curated record.
AUGGCGGAGCCGAGGAUGGAGAAACCCGAACUGUCCCCUCGCGUCACCAGAGUUUUUAUCAACAAGAUGGACUCGUACGCGUCCAAAAGUAUCGCUACGCUUCUGUGUGAACGUGCGGUCGGACAGACGGAGCCCGAGGGAGAGGAGGAGAGGGUCGUGCGCAGCGGAGCGCGAGCGUUUCACGUUGUAGGAACCGUUUCUGCCAAAUGUCACGUGGACGGUCCAUAUGCCCUGGAGGAGUAUUUACAACCGAACAAGGAUGAGCUGCUUUCAAAGCUGAUGGGCUGCGACGUGGUCAUCUACAACAUUACCCAGCAUGCCGACCAGCUGGACGAAGCCCUCUGGGCCGUUUCAGCUCUCCACAAGGAAAUGGGCCGUUUUUCUGGACCAAAGAUGUUCAUCCUCGUCUCCACGGUGAUGACCUGGGCGUGCAGCAGGCCGCUCGAUCCUGAGGUCCCUUUCACUGAUGACAUUUUCUGGGGAAGAAGAGCACAUCCCAACUUCAAACCGCACAUUGACCUGGAGAAGAGGGUGGUCAAAAUGGGAAAAACGAAGAGGACACUGUUCUCCACAUACGUGGUGGCGUCAGGACUCCAGUACGGGAUGGGAGAAGAGGUCUUCCACUACUUUUUCAAGACAUCAUGGCUGGGACAAGAACAGGAAAUACCUGUCUUUGGAGACGGCACAAACAUCGUCCCCACGAUUCACAUCAGCGACCUGGCAAGUGUGAUACAGAAUGUGAUUGAACAUCAGCCCAAGCCGUAUUACCUUCUCGCUGUGGACUCAUCCAACAAUACCUUGGAGGACAUUGUGAAAGAAGUUGCCUCUGUACUUGGACCAGGGGUGAUCCAGAAGAGGCCAUCUGAGGAGGCCUUUCUCACAAAGGACUUGAGUACAAUGGAAAUUGAUUCCUUGCUCGUGAACCUACGCAUGGAGGGUGUCCAUCUCAAGGAACUGUUCUCUAUCAACUGGUUGUGUGAGACUGGUCUGGUGGACAACAUAGAGCUGGUGGUGGAGGAAUACCAGAAAGCCAGGGGAAUACUGCCCAUCCGCCUCUGUGUAUUGGGGCCUCCUGCAGUGGGGAAGAGCACGGUGUCCAGACAGAUCAGUGAAUACUAUAAACUCCAUCACAUCACACUAAAGGAAACCAUCUCUGAAACCAUCGCACAACUGGAAGAUAUUGAGCGGGAUGCUGAUCCAAGUGCAGAGGAUGAGAACUCUGCAGCAGAGGCCAAGGAGCUGCUGAACAGCCUGAAGGACAGUAUGGAGCAGUACGGAGGUCUUUUGGAUGACCAGCUGUUGGUGAAGGUGGUGAAGAAGAAGCUGAGGUCUAAUCCAUGCAGAAACCAGGGUUUUGUUCUGGACGGCUUCCCCAAGACAUACGAACAAGCUAAAGAGCUCUUCUUUGCUGAAGAUCUUGGAGCAGAAGACGGAGCAGCCCAGAUGUCUUCAUAUAGCAAGACGAUUAUGCCAGAGUUUGUGUUGUGCCUGGAUGCGACGGACGACUUCCUGAAGGAUCGGGUGAUGCUGCUGCCCGAGAGGCUGGUACAGGAGCACAACUACGAGCAGGAGCACUUCCUGCGGCGCCUGGCCCGAUACCGAGGAUACAACAUGGAGGAUGAAACUGUUGUGAACUUCUUUAAUGAGCUGGACAUCGUCCCUCUGUGCCUGGAGAUCACCAGUGAGGAUGAGCCUGACUGCCUGCUGCUGAUGCAGAAGAUCAUCGACACGGUGGGCCAGCCCAGGAACUACGGCCCAGCCAGCCAGGAGCUGGAGGAAGAGGAGAGGAGGAAGGCUGAGGAGAACAUGAGGAGAGAGGCCCAGGAGAAAGCUGAGGAGGAGAGGAGGGAGACAGAGGAGGCUGAACACAGGGCUGCACACUGGGAGGAGUGGACUAAGAGCUUGGAGGAGGUGAGGCAGCAGCAGGAGGAGGUGCUGGAGGCCGAGUCGGUCCCCAUGAGGAGCUACCUGAUGGAGCACGUCAUGCCCACUCUGACCCAGGGCCUGAUGGAGUGCUGCACAGCCCGCCCACAGGACCCCGUGGACUUCCUGGCGGAGUUCUUGAUGAAGAACAAUCCCUUCAACUACUGAAAGUGGAGGUCACUUCCUCUCGUUCUACUGAAUGCAAAUAUUAAACAAACAAACUAAAUAAAGUGGGG